This is a messenger RNA of Betta splendens (Siamese fighting fish), 6095 nucleotides long. It is a transcript of the gene dennd1b, whose product is annotated as DENN/MADD domain containing 1B. Bases 486 to 3128 code for a protein of 880 amino acids. Gene Ontology annotation, cellular component: intracellular membrane-bounded organelle; nuclear speck; cytosol. NCBI's taxonomy places the organism in Eukaryota, Metazoa, Chordata, Actinopteri, Anabantiformes, Osphronemidae. Gene Ontology annotation, molecular function: guanyl-nucleotide exchange factor activity; phosphatidylinositol phosphate binding. The record is from RefSeq and is a predicted model, not a curated record. Gene Ontology annotation, biological process: endocytosis; endocytic recycling. The transcript is spliced from 23 exons.
ACCCCUUGAAACACUCAGCAUUUCUUUGGGGCCUCUCAAGGACCCUCCUGGUCCCAGGACACGCUGCUGCUGCCGACAUUGUUAGCCAGAAAGCACGCUUGUAUCAGCGGCGUGAGUCACGCGCUCCCCGCGUCUGCUCCUCAUCUUCAGCGGAGCAGAGAUGCUCGCGGGUAAAAAGGUGCUCGCUCAUCUGACGCGUGACGUCACCAAGUCUUUGACAGCACUUCCUGGAGCGGUGUUUGUUGUGGGAAAUAUCCACCGUGGUGCUGAGCUGGGGGGAUUCCGGCCAUAUUAAGCGGCAGGAGGACACUAAGAGCAGCCGAACUGUCCCAUUUCCAAGCAUGCAGUCGCGGCAGGUCUCCGCCGGUGUCAGAUAAUUGGGACGGAAGACAGUUGUUGAGCCUGAGGAAGGACGUGGAUAUUUACCGACAGCCCGCAGAGGGGACUCGACAGCACGAAGCUGUCGCGAUGUUGUAGCUAAAACCAUGGACAGCAGAAUAAAGGAGAACCCAGAAAGAACAUUUGAUCUGGUUGUACAACUGGAGUGUCCCACAUCUGAACAUGAGGAUCCAACCGUGCUGUGGAGCUUCCCCCAGGACCACACAGACCAGGAGGUCCUACAGACGAUACCAAAGUUCUGCUUUCCCUUUGACGUGGAAAGGGUUUAUGAGAGUCAGGUGGGGCAGAAUUUCACCUUUGUUCUGACAGAAUCCGACAGCAAACAGAGGUUUGGAUUUUGUCGACUCACUCAAGGCUGCCGGGUCUGCUUAUGUCUGCUCAGUUAUCUACCAUGGUUUGAAAUUUACUACAAGCUGCUAAAUACCUUGGCAGACUACCUGAAGAAACAACAGGAAAAUGACUUGAAUGACAUGCUGAAUUCUCUCUAUGAUCUGCCUGUGCCAAAGCCCUUCACGCCAGUCACGCUGAGUGUGAACGAGCAGUUGUAUAUUGCCACUGGGCAAGUACUGAGAGAUCGGCGAAGCACGGAGGAGCCGCACUCCUACUUCAUCGCCCCGGAUAUCAAUGGACUGCCAACCAUCCCUGAGAGUAGGAACCUGACAGAGUACUUUGUGGCCGUGGACGUCAACAACAUGCUCCAGCUCUACGCCAGCAUGCUGCACGAGCGGCGCAUCAUCAUUACCUCAAGCAAGCUUAGCACUUUAACUGCAUGCAUCCAUGGUGCGGCUGCUAUGCUCUUUCCCAUGUACUGGCAGCACAUCUUCAUCCCUGUCCUCCCCCCAGAUCUUCUGGACUGCUGCUGUGCCCCCAUGCCAUACUUUGUGGGUGUUCACCUUAGUCUGCUAGAGAGAGUGCAAAGUCAAUCACUGGAGGAUGUGGUCUUUCUGAAUGUGGACACAAAUACCCUGGAGAGUCCAUUUGAUGACCUGCAGAACCUGCCCAGUGACGUGGUGUCCGCUCUGAAGAGCAAGUUGAAGAAGCAGUCAACAGCAACAGGAUGUGGUGUGGCGAGAGCCUUCCUCAGAGCGCAGGCAGUUCUGUUUGGAUCCUACCGAGAUGCCCUCAGAUAUAAACCAGGGGAGCCAAUCACAUUCUGUGAGGACAGCUUUGUGAACCACCGCUCCAGCACCAUGAGGAACUUCCUGUCCAUGGCUGUCAAUCUGCAGCUCUUCAAACAGUUCAUCGACGGACGUCUGGCCAAAUUGAAUGCAGGCCGCGGCUUUACCGACGUGUUUGAAGAGGAGAUCACAGAGGGGGGCUUCUGUGGCAGUAAUUCCAGAUCCUACCAGCAAUGGAUGCACACUGUAAAGAGAGGAGGAGCGCUGAUCAACACCGCAGUGACAAAGGCCAAGAGUCACGCCAGGAGAGGCAUUCGGGACAUUAAGGGCAGACUUAAAGCAAAGGAAGAAGAAGAAGAGGGGAUGAUGGUCUGUGCCGGGUCUCCCACUAGCACCAAGAGCCUGUCUCCAAGGAGACUACAGAAGAUAAGACGGCAUAACUUUGGCAAGCCUCCCGUGAGCAUGGGCCCUCGAGACCUUGGCUGUGGGCUCGACGAGGACGACCUGGACAGUGCAAGCAAGGUGUCCUCGGAGGACAGCGGCGACGUGCCCUCCUACACCGAGGACAGCGACGACUCCUACUCUCUGGACCUCGACCUCGACUCGUGCAGCUCCGGCCACAUGAACCUGCUGGAGGAGAUCCUCGACUCUCUGAACACCACGUCAGUGGAGCACGGCAAGCUGAGCACGGCCAAGAGCCUGGACUUCUUCAGGUCCCUGGAUGAUCUGGACUACAAGGCUCCGACCAAGCCAGCGCCUUUCAUUGAUUCUAAACCCACAGAGGAGAUUUACUGCAGCGGAGGUGGGGAUCAUGGGGGCUGGAACAUGGGUCAGGACGACAGCGCGGUCUACGGGAAACACCUUCCACCAUCUCCGAGGAGACAACCCAACAAGAGCAGCCUGAAGGUGUCAAAGAACCCCACAGCAGCUGCUUCUGUGCCGGUCAUCACCACCACGCCCCCAGUCCAGGACUUGGACACCUGCAGGUCCUCGUCACGGCCUCGUCGAUCCAACUCGGACCAGGCCGCUCGCUCUCUGCCUUCAGCACGGCAGCCAGACUCUCGCUUGUCCUACUCACCGGUACCCGCCCCCCAACAACAAGCAAUGCCACCGUCGCCCAUUCUCUGUCACACCUACAGUUCUCCCGCACCCGUUUCUCAACUAGACUACUUCGAUGAACCGGCCGGCCGCUACCGGACCAUCUCAGACCCUCAGGCCAGCACCGAGCCUCCUCAGACCCAGAGCCAAACUGGCUCCAUCAGCGUUCUGAGGAGGAAGGUGCUCUCCAAGGAGACGGUGCGGUCCUACCAGGAGAAAGCCCUGCAGGCGCAUGCGAGCAGGGGCAAACACGAGAGCGACGGGAGCCCUCUGAGGAGCAAGAAGCCGGCCAUGCAGGUCCCAUGGGAGAAGGACGUGUCCGAGGACGGGCUCGGCUCGUGUCUGGGUCAGGGUAAUAGCUCAGGGACUGUGCUGCAGGAUCAAGGCCUCCUGGAGGAGAUUGAGUCCAUGUGUUUCCUGGGCUCAGUCGCCAACACCAGCCUGCAGCCGUCGCAGGUUCACUGCAACAACAGCCACCACCAGGUCCAGGGCAAAGCCACAGACGAGUCCUAGGGGACGAGGAGGACUCGCUGUCUGUAAAAGGCCAUGGAUCCACUGACAUCAGUCUUAGAGCCUCAGAGGAAACCACUGGGUCAAAGGUUUUUAAUCCACCUCCUCACAUGCUGACACCCCUGUUUCAUAGGAUAAAUCUGCCGUGGCAGCAUUACUGGCUCCACCUUUCAAUAGCACAGCUUGUAGGUUUUGAGUGCUGCUGUAUCAGGCUAAAAUAAUUUAACUCCUUCCAAGAAAAUACAAAUCUAUAAAAUCUGAAUCAGAAGGUUUCUACAGCGUAUUUCAGGAGUUUAGAAAUAAUUCAGUUUGUACUUGUAUAUUAAGAUAUACUACUUUUAUUCCUCCUUGGUACUAGAAUCAGUCCAGUCCAGUCUGGCCUUUGAAACUAAUGAAACACUGUGUAAUAUGACGUUUUUAUUACCAUGCCUUAAAUAGACAUGUGAUUUGUUUUUGAUACUCUGGUGUCUUAAGCUUUAGAUGCCAUGACAGGUACUUUGUAAUCCUCGUAGUGUCACAGUUAAUAGUAUUCUCACAGCACCUGUACUGUGUUUCUCUGGAUCGGUACAAUAGUUUAUGUACAGGACGUGCUUUAAGCUUCCGAUUUAAUUAGCUGCAUUCCAGAUAACGAGAGGUGCAUGUAGAAACUUUCUCAGGACAUUUCCUUCGCUCUGAAGAGAUGCAAAUCAUAGUCCAAACCUUGAAGGAACGAUUUGGAAAAGGCCAGUGUUCGUGUUCCAUCUAUUCCCACUCUCCUCCCCGUUCUGUCUCCUGGUUUUCUGCCUUUUAUGACUUUCACUCUCAACCUUAAAAACCCGCGGCCAGUUGCUGCAGAGCUUGUGAUGUUUGAAGUCAAUGUGAAAAACAAUCUCUUCAAACACGUUGGACCGUGAGGCUGGAAAUGCUUCGUGAAAACACCAAAACCUUCCUGCUUUCGCACGUAACCCAACCUGGCUGUGCCUCUCCAGCCCUUUGUUCCUGCACAUCAUGUAAAGUCCUCUUUUACUCCUGAAUACUCAGCUCUAAAUUGCACUUCCAGGGAUUUUUCGACCCGGGCUUCACUUAUUCCUUACUGUGGGUUUUGGUGUUUUCAUGGGAUUUUUCUUCAUAUGUGUCAGUCUUUAUAUAGUUUGGUGUUUCUCUCACUUGAGUAAAUGCGAUCACUGUCCUUCCAGGUUUGAGUCACACACUGUAACACAAGGCAGUGGUUGUUGAUUGUACUGUAAUGAAGCAAUAUGGUUCUCCUCAGAGAAUGGCUGUAAUGUGCACAGAGCCUGAAGUAUCUCCAUAGCAGACUCUCCUGUGAAGAGAGUGGCCGCGUCCAGCGUUUGUGGCUUCCCAUCAUUCUCUGCGUGGCCACAAACCCAGAGAGGAGAAGAAAGCUUUUUUUAUUUUCAUGCGCUUAUGUUGGGAUCAUUACAUUUAUGGUUCGUUGUUCUAGUGAUUUAUGCCAGACGCCAGUCGGUGUGGCACUUUAAUAGCAGCUAUUUCUCCACUUUUUGAGUGCUGCUCUGCGUUAACAGUUUGCUCAUAAAGUCUUUGGCUUGCUUCUAAAAGCCCAGGAAUCAGGCCUAGGGAAAAAAACUGACUCCAAAACAAUCUCUCCAUUGGCCUUAUCCACUGCAAAUAUGCUAAAACGUUACUAUGCAAGUAUUGAAUAAAAUGAAAAAGGUCAGUUUUUCUAACUUCAGUGCAAAAUUCGACUUGACAAAUAGUCAUUUCCAGAGGGAGGAAACCUCGUGGCCCUGAGUAAAUAAAUAUGAGCCUGUCCAGGUUUCUGAGCUGUGCUGUGUCUGUGGGUGUUAAUGAUGGAGGGGGCGCGUGCCUUAUGUAGUCGAGUGACAGCCAGUAUAGCAAGGUACAGUAUUAUGAGGUGGACUAUGCAAUGUUUAAAGUGACAUAUUUAGAUACUUGUUUGACACGGAACCCACCUGGACCCGAGGGUCAGACCUCCGUUCACCAAUGUUUCUGUAGCUGCUUUAUUUUUUAAAGCGAGAGUCUUCAAGUUCUCUGGGUUCUCACUUACUGUAGGUACUGUUUGGUGACUAGAUCUGUAGCGUGUGCUCCUUUUGUUCAGCUUUUUGCUCAUGGAGUUGUUUUUCUGGUUGAUUUCAUAAUGAUGAUAAUUAUUUUCAACUGAAAAGAUGUAUUUUUGCUGGCUUGAGUAUAUUUUACAUGGAUAAUAUAUAAUUGAUGUUUUUGAAGAAGACACCUAAUAUUUGAAUGUUUUAGAUUUUAUUUUUGGAGGAAAAAAAUGUGGAGGCAAUAUUAACUUAAAAUUAAAUGUUGAUCGUAGUCGUCGAUGACGCCUUCUAGAUGCCACGAGCGACUCACGCUUGGUUCUGUUCUACGUGAUGCUCACUGUAUCUGCAUGCCCGUACCAGUAUGUGUUGUACGAUAUGGCUUCAUUCCGAUUUUCAGAUCGGAUCCAGUCUCUUGAUAUUUAAUUAUUUUAAUAUUUUGCAUUUACAUGGAAUGGAAAACGACUCAUGGCCUUGCAUUGGGUGUUGUGGAGUUGAAUGUCAUCAGCCACUGUUUGGUUUGUGAGUCCUGAAACUGACUGAGCAGAGGACACUUGAACACUUGAUGGAAGACGCUGUACGACGUUGAAUUUCAGGGAAUUGUGUUUCAUUGCAGGCCUGUGAUACUCAGUAUUCUGCUACAGUCAAAGUGUUGUUAGUCGAAAUGAAAAUGCAGGUUUUGAGAUGGACCAUAGUAGUCGCCGCCUUCACCAAACCACCCAGUAUCGCAGACGUUUUCACUGUGGUGACGAAUGCGUCGAACAUCACAGCGAACGUGUCCGUCACUCUCUCGUUUGGAUGUCGUGAUGAUGAUUCUGUGCAAACUUGCAUGUUCCUGAAAACAACUGUCAAACAGCUGAGGUCAAUCUAAUGCUAUUGAUGAGAAUGGUACAGCUGCACAUAAUGUAUGCACUGUGAGCUAAAAAUAAAUUAUAUUGUUUCAUGCUGA